Molecule: messenger RNA, 852 nt
Organism: Mucor velutinosus
Lineage: Eukaryota; Fungi; Mucoromycota; Mucoromycetes; Mucorales; Mucoraceae
Gene: PXA1
Product: ATP-binding cassette long-chain fatty acid transporter pxa1
Exons: 5
Coding region: 1-852 (283 amino acids)
Cellular component (GO): nucleus; cytoplasm
Molecular function (GO): RNA binding
Source: RefSeq, a predicted model, not a curated record
AUGUCAUUCACACAGAACCGUUUUGGUGCCCUCUUAGGAGAGGAAGAAACUGAAAUCGAUAAGCUCGGUAACGUCAAGCCCGUCGAGAAGAAGGGUGAUGCUCCUCCCCCUACUAGACGUGAACAGCGUCGUGCCACUACUGGUACUAGACAACCUGCUGUCUCUCCCCCUUCGAAACGUGAUCGUGGUAACCGCAAGGAUGUCUCUGAAGCCACUCAAGCCUCCAACACUGAGUCCUCUUCAAGACCUGCUAGACCUGAAAGAGCUGGCCGUAACGAAUACAGUGGCCGUGGCCGUCAAUUCGAUCGUCACAGUGGAACCGGUAUCUACGAUAAUGAAAAGAAGAUCAAUAAGGGUUGGGGCGAAGCUGGCACUGCCGAAUUCCAAGGUGCCCAUGACGUAUUGGACCCCAAUGAUCCAGAUGCCGCCGAAACUCGCAAUUCUCGCGCCGAAGAACCAGAGGAAAAUACCAAAACUUUGGAAGAAUACCUCUCAGAGAAGAAGAAUGCUCAAACCUUCCGUCUCAAUGAAGCUCGUAAGGCCAACGAAGGUGCUGAUGAUGGUCAAUGGAAGGAUGCCGUUGUCCUCGAAAAGGAAGAAGAUGUCUUCUUUGUCGGCAAGGAAUCUGAAGCCAAGUUGAGAACCAAGAACAAGAAGGAGAAGGUUUUCUUGGAAAUUGAUCAACCUGCUCACCGUAGCAAUGAUGAUCGUCGCGGUGGCCGUGGUGGCCGUGGUGGUCGUGGUGGUCGUGGUGGUAACAGCAGUGGUCGUGGUGGUAACAAGAGCAACGGUCGUGGUCAAGGCUCCGUCAACUUGUCAGACUCAAAGGCUUUCCCUACCUUGGGCGCAUAA